Molecule: messenger RNA, 2169 nt
Organism: Tigriopus californicus
Lineage: Eukaryota; Metazoa; Arthropoda; Copepoda; Harpacticoida; Harpacticidae
Exons: 2
Coding region: 1246-2160 (304 amino acids)
Source: RefSeq, a predicted model, not a curated record
UUCUGACCAUGCUUUGGUUUGUUUAUGAAAAGGUUCCUGUCUCAAAACAAGAAGUUGAAUUAAGAAUUUAAAAAUGUUAUGAUAAAUGUGUCAUCCAGGUUUUUCCUCAUUGUGGUACGUUCAUUCAUACAUCGUAUAUAUUAUAGAUGGUCCAUUAUACAUCAGCUGAAUUUAAAUUUAGGUCCUGAUUACCGAUGGCCUCCCGUGGUUGUCGAAGAUGAGGCAAUCGAUCCACAACUUUUUGGAUCGAUAAACGUUGUCAAAGACUCAUGUGAUAUUUACCCCGGAGGCCACAUGUGGAUUACGGACAACCGAGAGAGGAAAUUUGUCUGGGACCUUGGAACGCUGUACAAAAUCAGGAGCUUGAACUUUCGCAAUUCAAGGAACAGUGGAUUUAAUGACAGAUUUCUUGAUCUCUAUUCACCAUGAAUAUACGUCCACGAGAGACAUCUAAUUCCCAUCAAGACCCACCUGAUCGCACCGCCGAAGGAUUGGAAAACACAGUUCAACCACGACCUGUCGUUCCAACCCCCGUCGAACCAGUGAAAGCACCACGCUCAACUGGAAUUCACGAUCCAGGCGCAAACAGACUACUUUACGCGUGCCACCCCCACCCUUUAGUGCUUCUUCCGGCCUUCCGCCACACACCUUCCAGUGUAGAAGUGAAGUUUGGGAACUUGACCCGCAUGAUUAAUCUGUCCGAACAUUCAUUAACCAAUAUCGGGCCCUACCCAACCGCACUGGGAAACUUUCUUUCUCCAGAAAUAGUUCAGGUCUACUACGGUAUCAUUACUAUGUACUUGACCUUUAGGCACAUGAUUAGAGUUCGUGCAUCCGACCGCAAAAUCAAGGAAUUCGUUCGAAUGUUUGAAAACAAAUUCGACGCGAAGAACCUGCCAUUAGAGGGAGUCAUUGCACCCCUGAUAAUGCCGCUUACUACUAGUGAGACAUUGCAACAGAAACACGACCAAGUGUUCUUUUCCAUCACACCAGACAUUCAUCAUCACUACGAUUGGAAUAACUUGUGCUUCAUCACACACCACUUGCAUCUUCUCCCCCAACAUUCCGUUGCUUCUGAGAGUCAUCAGACGUCAAAUUAAUGGUAGAAUAGCCGAUCCCAACAGAGCCAGGUGCUCCGAAAAUCCUUAUUGGAAUAUUACAACCGAAGCCAUCAGAACAGGACCACUCCAACAAGACCCACUUCCCGAAGUGAGGAUUGGAACCGGAAUAGCCACCACUCGCUACAUGCAAUUGAUGCCCGGCUUCAACUUGAGACCUCCACCGAUGCAUCAACCAGCUGAUUUCGCCCUAUCAGACCAAUGUGAAUGGCCAGACCCUAUUGAUCCAGACAAGCCAGACCAUGAUUGGUUCGACUUUUUCGGAUUUACAACAACCGGUCGCCAACACUUCUUCUCCGAGCUAAUUAAGCACAUCAGUGAAGGCUGUCAUUUUAUGAGCAGCUGUUGCACACUUGACGAUGUGACUAGAUCUAACUCCGGGUGCUCCAAAAUUGAGCUGCGUCUUCACCACAAAUACGAGACGCAGUACAAGAUGGCACUCUCAAAAGACGAAAUGGAGAUCACUGACAUCCAAUCAACGGACCAAGGCUCACUACCGCAAAUUUUCGUUGCGUUAGAACCACCUCAGAAGAAACAACGCUCAUCGCGACCCAAUACUGCCACCACUCGAACUACUCGUUCAGACACACAAGCUCGAGACUCCGCACCAAGCACCAGCAAAGGCAAAAGUGCAACAGGCAAAGACAAAUCAAGCCAAAGGGAAGCUCCUCCAUCACAAUCAGAGGACCGCGACGAUCAAGAAGAUGAAGACCCUUCACCAACGCCACCUUCACACGAAGACAUCGAAGAUCUCAUUUUCAACAACAUCCUCACCAGACACAAACAACCUGACUACAGAGUUCGUUUUGCACUUCGAGAACAUCCCGUUCCUGAUACCGCUAUCAGAAUGGCACUUCUCACUGAGUUCACAGCUCCUCCGCUGACGAUAAUAACCGAUGGAACACCGACCAAUAAAUAUCACGGACCAUUCUGGAAUGCCCACGUUCUAGACAUUGGAAAUCCUGUGGAUACAUUGGACAACGUCGAUCAAUGUAUAUCAUCUGACUAUAUCAGAUUGCAAUCUAUUCGUUCAAAAUUGUAAAUAACUAUA